Messenger RNA from Jaminaea rosea, 753 nucleotides. Its product is annotated as pyridoxamine 5'-phosphate oxidase. Lineage: Eukaryota; Fungi; Basidiomycota; Exobasidiomycetes; Microstromatales. Gene Ontology annotation, biological process: pyridoxine biosynthetic process. The record is from RefSeq and is a predicted model, not a curated record. The transcript is spliced from 2 exons. The annotation marks the transcript as partial. Gene Ontology annotation, molecular function: pyridoxamine phosphate oxidase activity; FMN binding.
GUCAACGCCGCUGCUGACUCAUCCUCGUCGGUCAAGAUCACCGCCCAUCAGCAAUACCACACCGAAGGCAUCGACGCAGAUGAUCUAUCACCUUCACCCCUCGCCCUGUUCCAACGCUGGUUCACCCAUGCUCAGCAACAGGGCGUCUCCCAACCGGAGGCCAUGCUCCUCUCCACCGUAGACACUUCGGUCAACCCUCCUCGCCCUUCCUCCCGCGUUGUCCUUCUCAAGAGCAUCUUGCCCGACAAGGGACUCACCUUCUUCUCCAACUAUGACUCGCGCAAGGGAAGGGAGAUCGCUGCCGACCCAUGGGUGUCGUGCGUCUUCUUCUGGGAUGGGCUGCAUCGCUCCGUCCGCUUCCUGGGAAAGGCGACGCGAGUGCCCAAGGAGGAGUCGCAGGAGUACUUUGACUCGAGGCCAGUUGGGUCACGUAUCGGCGCUUGGGCUUCACCGCAGUCGAGCGUCAUUGCAGGGGGCAGGGAGGAGCUGGAGCAAAAGGUCAGGCAGACGGAGCAGAAGUUUGGAGUUCCCGGUGCGGCGGGAUUGACAGAGAGUGACAAGUGGGAAGGCAGCGAGGAUCCCAAGAUCCCUGUGCCCGAGUACUGGGGUGGAUAUCGCAUCGACCCGUACGAGGUCGAGUUUUGGAGCGGCAGGCCUAACCGUCUUCACGAUCGUUUCAGGUACACCCGCUCAGCAGACUCGAACAAGUCGCCUGCAGAGGACCAGUGGAAGAUCGAUCGAUUGGCUCCCUGA